AUGCAGUUUAGGAAUAGCCGCUGGAAGAAAGAAUUGCACAGGCUGAGGUGUGGGGGAAGGGCAAAGAGCAUGUGUGCCCUCUGGAGGGGCACCAGUCACUCUGAAUCUGCACCUGGUCACCAACCCGGAGGCUCUUUGACCCUGGUCCCUUUGGGUUUUAUGGAGGACUCACUCUGUAGCAUGACAUCACUGGUCACUGGUGAUUGCACUCCCCCUUCUGGAGGUCUGAGGUUGGAACUGAAAGUUCUAACGCUCCAAUCACAUGACUGGGUGUCCUGGCAAUCACCCUCCACCAUCAGUGGCCUAGGGCCUGCCCAAAGCCUGCUUUGUAUCACAGCAAAAGACCUCUGUAUUCAUGUCAUUGAGAGAGACUGGGACCUGGAACCAGGAACCCUUUGCCCCCCUCCCCGAGAGCUUGCACUUGGACCAAUGUCUCCUAGGGCAACAGGACGUGAAGAAACUAAAAGGGGCUAA
Molecule: messenger RNA, 474 nt
Organism: Rangifer tarandus platyrhynchus (Svalbard reindeer)
Lineage: Eukaryota; Metazoa; Chordata; Mammalia; Artiodactyla; Cervidae
Source: the annotation of a GenBank genome assembly